AACUGAUAACAUGCUGAGGAGUGACGUAGAAUUCAGGAAACCACAAAUGUCGACGAUACCAUCUUCAGCAGCUGCCACCGCUGACUUGUCAAGUGCCAACACAACUUUGAAACAAUUGAAAAAUAGCUUUCAUUUGGAUUUUUCUUCUGCAAAUUCAUCAAAAAAGCAAACAUUUAGUUCGGAUUUGCUGGAUAUCAUCAAGGCAUCACCAACAAUAGGAAAAAUGUUUUCUCAAGCAAGCACGACCACACCAACGCCAACUAAGCUACUUUACCCAUCUGAAGUAACGCUUGCACAACGACAGUAUGCUCAAGAUGCACUGACACAGGUACAGCAAUUAAAUGGAUUCGUUCCAUCUCCAGCACUCCUUAAUUCACCAAGUUUUCUGGCUCCUUUAAUUCAGUCAGUAACUUCGUCAAGCAGUAGUAACGAUGAAACAAGAACGGUAACGAGUCCCGUUCUGGCCAGUCCAAGCAGGGAAUCGUUGUCGGUGAUAAUGCAGGCAGCCAUGAGCGGCAUGGGCUCCCUCGCUGGAUAUGGUUUCACCCAACUGACUCCCACUCAACUUGCUCCAUAUGCUGUGCCAACGUCCUCUUCUACAAUGACUACUUCUGUACUGCAUCAACAUCAACAUCACGCUCAUCCUAUAUCAUCUGCCAAUUCAGCGAAUACUGCUUUACACUUCGAUGAUAUCACUGUGAAAAGUGAAUUGCCAGGCUGCAGCUCAGUGGCAUCUAUACUGUCGGACAGUUUGAAAGAAAGAUCUACUUAUGAAACGUAUACCACCAGUGAAAGUAAUGAAAUGGAAGGAUGUACAUCAUCGAUACGCUCAAGUGUAAGCCCUCGAAGUCAAGAAGAACAUAUCUUCGUGGGACCAUUUCCUAAUGAUAGUUACGAUGCGUUGGAACAGGAAAAGAAAAAGUUGGAAAGGAAGCGAGCACGUAACCGUCUUGCAGCAACAAAAUGUAGACAGAAGAAAUUGCAAAAAAUUAAUGAUCUCGAGAAACAGGUAGAAGAGGAAAAGCUCAGAGCGAAUCGUUUAAAUGAAGACCUGAAACAUCUGGAAGCAUCCAUCGCUCAGUUGAGGCAGCUGCUGCAGGAACAUCAUAAUAACGGUUGUACUGUAUCAGCUAAAGCGAUCUCAACAUAAUU
Molecule: messenger RNA, 1152 nt
Organism: Thelazia callipaeda (thelaziosis nematode)
Lineage: Eukaryota; Metazoa; Nematoda; Chromadorea; Rhabditida; Thelaziidae
Source: the annotation of a GenBank genome assembly